Ceutorhynchus assimilis (cabbage seed weevil) is the source of this 2953-nucleotide messenger RNA. NCBI's taxonomy places the organism in Eukaryota, Metazoa, Arthropoda, Insecta, Coleoptera, Curculionidae. The record is from the annotation of a GenBank genome assembly.
AUGAAUCUAGGAGUAAACACCACGAAAAAUAACGUUUUCGAAAAAUACAGAUCCACCAGCGAAGCAGUUAUCAUUUUCAAAGAAAUUGGAGGAAAGUCCUUAGAAAUGUCAAUCAGGGCAAGAACUGCUAGAAUUUUGAGUGCUGCUGCUAAAGUAGUUGCAACGGAAUUGCAACUUGCUGAGCCAGUUUGUGGAAUCCAAAAUGAUUUGACAUCUGUAAAUAGUGCUAGUCCUCAUUAUAAUGCAGAAAACUUGUCCGAAAGUGAUAGAUCUUUAAAUGAUUCUCAAAUUAAUGCUGCGAAUUGUGCUGCAUCUCAGAAUUAUACCUCACUAAAUACUGAGUCCACACACAUUGACGGAAUCCAAAUCCAACAAAAUUUAACAUCGAUACCUGUCAGUAAUUCUGGCCCUAAUAAUAAUCCUGAAACUUUGACCGAAAAUAAUGGAUUAAAUGAUAACUCCGAGGAUAACCCUGAGGUAAAUGCUGAAUCUGAAUUUUGUCCUACACCUCAGAACUAUACGCCAUUAAAUAAUGAAUCGAAUGAAUACAUUUCAUUAUCAAUCAAACAUCAAAAAUUUCAUGAAGCUCCUGAUACCUUAACUUCAAAUUUACGCACUCCAAGAACGUCUGAGACUAACAUCUUAAAAACUAUGACUGCAAACCCAAAUGAAAGUGAAACUGAAAGCGAAGAUGAUGACGAUAGUGUUAAAGAUCCCAACACUCGAAGGAAGACUGAGACUAGCACCUUAAAAAAUAGGACUGCAAAACCAAAUGAAAGUGGAACUGAAAGCGAAGAUGAUGACGAUAGUAUUAAAGAUCCCAAUUUUGAAAGUUCUUCAAGUUCGAGUAGCUCAAGUUCAGAUUCUUCUUCUUCUUCUUCUUCUUCGUCAUCUGAUGAAGAAAUUGGUCGAGAAGUCUUGAGGGAAAUAGUUGCGACAAGAAACACUGAAGAAGUACAUGAAGACUUGGAAAAUAAUGCUACAAAUGGAAAGAAAUGUAGGAAAAGAUUGCGAAACGAAAAUGAGUGGAACAAAAACAAGAUAAAGAGAUUAAGAAAUUCCGGCAAGGAGUACAUUUCAUCAGCAAAAUCGAAAAGAGUCGUCUCUGCUAAACAAGUAAAAGAGUCUUGUGGUGAAAAAUGCCAACACCAGUGUUCUAAAAAAUUUGACAGGGAACAACGUUUACAACUAUUCAAUGCUUAUUACAGCCUCGAGAAUAUUGAUAGAAAGCGUGAUUUCUUAUCAAAGCAUAUGGAAUUAAUUACACCAAAAUAUCGUUAUGUUAGAGCUGCCAGUAACCGAAGACUCAAUUUUGCUUUUUAUUUCAGAACCUCUGAUGGCAAAAAACUGAGGGUUUGCAAGAAAUUUUUUAAAAAUACUCUUGAUAUAAAUGAUAGGACAGUACUUACAGUGAGAGAUAAAACUUUGCCAUCGGGCGUUGUUAGUGCAGAUGGAAGGGGAAAACAUAAAAACCAUAAAAAAAUAAGCGAUAAUUUGAAGAAUGAUGUCAGAAAUCAUAUUCAAUCAAUUCCAAGAAUUGAAAGCCAUUAUCUGCGGGCACAGACAUCGAGAGAAUUUAUUGAUGGUAGCAAAACCAUUGCUGACCUCUAUAGAGACUACAAACUUGCAUGUGAGGCUGAAGGCAAGGCGACAGUAAAUUAUCACAUGUACGCAGAUAUUUUCAACACAGAAUUUAACAUUUCCUUUUUUAUUCCCAAAAAGGACCAAUGUAGUCUUUGUUUUCAAUACAAUACCGCUGAUGAAGAAGGCAAAGAAAACUUGAAGUUGCAGUAUGAUGAACAUUUAAAGGAAAAAGUAUUAUCGAGAAAGGAUAAGGAAGAAGAUAAAGCCAAAGUAAAUCAAAACUUUAUUGUGGCUUGCUUUGACAUGCAAGCUGUCCUACCAAUUCCUAAGGGGGACAUCUCAAUUUUUUAUUAUAAAUCAAAACUCAACACAAUGAACUUGUCAGUUACUGAAAUUGGGAAUGAUGCAACCUGGUGCUAUGUUUGGCAUGAAGGAGAAGGAGGAAAAGGGGCCACAGAAGUAGGGUCUUGCAUCUUGAAAUACUUAGAAGAAAAAGCAAGCAAAUGCGACAGUGAAGAAUUAGAAAUAGUUCUUUACAGCGACAAUUGUGGAGCACAACAAAAAAAUAGAUACUUGAUAGCACUUCUUAUGUAUGCGGUACAGAAAUAUAAAAUUAAGGCAGUCACCCACAAAUACCUCAUUGUUGGACAUACACAAAACGAGGGAGAUGCCACCCAUUCUGUAAUUGAAAAACAGGUGACCAGAGCAUUAAAAUCAGGACCUAUCUUUGUUCCUGAUCAGUUUGUAAUGUUGAUAAGAGUAGCAAAGAAAAAAGGAUCCCCAUAUUUUGUGAAAGAAUUAUCACACGAUGAUUUUGUCGAUGUGAAGCAGCUUAUGGCUGAUACUGGGAUAAAUUUUAAUGUGAAUACCAAGGGAGAGCAAGUCUUUAUUAGUAACCUUCGAAUUGUGAGAGUUGAGAAAAACCAGCCAUUUCUGUUUUUUUACAAAAUGUCGUAUACAGAAUCGGAGGAAUGGAAAUCGGUGGAUGUUCGUGGAAAUGCAAUGGUGAAAAAAACUACCAGACGAUCAGAAUCUGCAAGCACUCGGUUGAACACCUUGCCAACUCUGAAUAAAGCUUACAAAUCCAAGCUUACAAUUAAUGAAAAUAAGAAAAAAGAUUUGAAAUUUCUAUUGGAAAAAAAUUUUAUACCAAACUAUUACAAAGGCUUUUAUGAAUCAUUAUUUUAGUUAUGUUAGUUGACUGUUGGUUCAAUUACUUAUUCUUUGUUAAUCAAUAACUAAUUGGUAUUAAAUUAGUAGUUAGAAUUCAAGAUUUUAUUUUUUUACGUUUUUUUUAGAAAUUUAUUUGUUUUGUUUCAAGAAAUUUAUAUUAUUUCUCAUAUUAUUUAAGAAAGUAGUAGCAUUUUCU